GUCUGUUCCAGCUCCUCUUCCUGUAGCCACCAGCUAACCUGCUGACAGCACAGAUUCUGUUCAACAUCAGCUGACAGCUCUGUGAUGCUAGCAUGUUAGCUUCAGAGCUAGCGAGCCGACACUGCACUGAUUUACGAGUUUAUCGACACAGCUGCAUUUGCUCUCGACUAAUUGUAUUUCUGUCUGACCUGGACAUUGACUAUGUGAACAGGUGUAUCGUGAAACCAGCUCACGCCAUCUUAACACAAAGUGGAUUUGUUUAGCAAUAGCGAGCUAGCAGCUAAGGAAGCUACAUCUUCCUAGCAGCCAUAGCUAGCUGUGACAGGAGGGCGUCUUAAUGGGGAGCUUUAAAGUGUCAGCUGAGCUUCCAAGAGUGGUCGGUAGAGUGAGUUAUGUGAACACACUGCUGAGGUAAGUGUUGAUUAAAUGGCAAGAAUUGGGCAUGGCAAUGGACUUGCCUCGCGCGACCACAAAGAGAAGCUGACAGAUGAUGGGAGAGGAUCCGACCCAGAGACAGAGACACAGGUGGACAAGUACGGGUUCACAGGAGGGGCCCAGCAGCACCGCGGGCAGUCUGCUGAAGAAAUCCCCACUGAGGUGCUGAGGCAACGGGAGGCAAAAUGGCUGGAGAUGCUCAACAGCUGGGACAAGUGGAUGGCCAAAAAACACAAGAAGGUGAAGGAGCGCUGUCAGAAGGGGAUCCCUCCAUCCCUGCGUGGCCGGGCCUGGCUCUACCUCACUGGGGGCAAAGGGAGGCGGGAGCAAAACCAGGGCAAAUUCCAGGUACUGGACAAUCAGCCAGGAGACCCUAAAUGGGUAGAUAUUAUUGAGAGGGACCUCCAUCGACAGUUCCCCUUCCAUGAAAUGUUUGCAGCGAGAGGAGGUCACGGGCAGCAAGACCUGCUCCGCGUGUUGAAGGCUUAUACUCUGCAUCGCCCUGAAGAGGGUUACUGUCAGGCUCAGGCUCCCAUCGCUGCUGUACUCCUGAUGCAUAUGCCAGCAGAGGAUGCAUUCUGGGUUCUUGUCCAGAUUUGUGAGAAAUACCUUCCUGGAUACUACAGUACAGGGCUGGAGGCGAUCCAGCUGGACGGGGAGAUCCUGUACGCUCUGCUGCGGCGGGUGUCUCCUGCGGCCCACCGUCACCUGAAGAAGCACAAGCUGGAGCCCAUCCUGUACAUGACCGAGUGGUUCAUGUGCGCCUUCUCUCGGACUCUGCCGUGGGCCUCGGUGCUUCGCGUCUGGGACAUGUUCCUUUGUGAGGGAGUGAAAAUCAUCUUUCGAGUGGGCCUGGUUCUCCUAAGAUCCAUGUUGGGAUCCCAAGAGAAACUGAAGGCCUGUCAAGGUCUCUAUGAAACAAUGGAGCUGCUCCGAGCCAUCCAGCCACAGUACAUGCAAGAAGCCUUCCUGGUGCACGAGAUUAUUGAGAUAGUGGUGUCUGAGAAAGACAUUGAAAAGGAACACCACGCUCAGCUGCGGUGCUGGAAGGAGACUCACGGAGAUCUACACUGCAAGUCCCCUCCCAGGAUGCACGGCGCUAAGGCCAUCAUGGCCGCCGAGCCGCCCAGUCGACAGGACCUGAGACAGAGGCCCACCAUCAUCGUGGACUCUCCCUUGGCACCCGAGACAGACGGGAAGAGAGCAGAGGGCGUCAAGGAGAAUGGAAAGGCUAAACCGGAGAAACAGAAAACAAUCAUAGCGCCACAGGAGACUGUUAAUCCUUACCUUCCUCCCAGUGACCCCUCACCUCUCCUCAAACACAUGACUAUACAAGAGUCCAAAGAGAGUCUGAGCAGUGCAGAGCAUGACACGUACCUGUAAGCAGGUUAAGUGUCACCCGUUUACUAACACAAACCUUUCUAUACAGCCUUUACUAACUUACUCAUCACAGGUUCCAAUCACAGUCCUCACGUCACAGUGAAAGACAAACCUUUCCAUGACGGAGGUUGGCAGGUUUUUAAGUAAAAAUGGCUGUUUUUGCUAUCAAGAAAAACAGUAAUCGCAUUAUCAAAGCUGGCAAAAAAUGCCAUUGCUCAGAUUACUGAGCAGCCACUGUAAUACUCAACACAUUCUUUGGUGUCAUUUCGUGUAUGCAGGUUUCUAUUUACUCUUUAACUACAGUUGUGGAGAUUUUUGCAUCAAAGUAUAUGGAAGUCAUAAAUGACUGAACUUGUGGGGAUAUACACUUACUAACUCACUGUAAACAGCUACUGCUGCUAAUUACCUCUUUAGAUUCUUUCCUUUUGUCAUAAAUGAAGUCUGACUUUUGUCUUGAUGAGGUCUAUUCUAGAGCACUUUACCUUUUAUAGUCUUCCUCUUUGCCUAUAUGUUAGUCACUACGUUGACAGUGCAGAGAUUCGUAUUGUUCCUGCUUUGAUAGACUCGCACUAAGACACGCAGUUUAUCAGUGUGUUAAGCACGGUCGCUUGUGCCUGUUGUGCUGCUUCCAGCAGUUUGUCUCUGCUGCUGUUGAACACUUGGGGGCGCCCUGAGAUCGUCUCACAGCUGCAGUCGUGCUUGUGAGAGCAAAACACUGACACAAUGAAGGAAGAAGUGAGAAGGAACAUUUUUGUGCCACUAAGCCAAAGAUUUGUAACGCAUAUUUUUACGAUAUAUUUUGUCCAAGCUUUUCAAUCAUACUGUGAUACAGUACAGGCAUUUGGAGAGGAUCAGUUUUAUAUUUGUAGUUUUGAAUGAGGAAUGAUAAAAUGCCAUUUUGAAGAACGCUGAUACAAUGCUGUUUUUGUUUUUUUACAAUCAAGCUAAAAAUGAACUGAAACACUUUGUCUCUUUGCUAUUUGAAAUGUUUGACCGUACAUUAUUUUCCCUACAUUUGUGUGUAAAGAAAAUUGAGCGACAAAAGAUAUUAAAAGUCAUGGGAGCCAUAAAGCUGAGAUAAUAACCAAACAGUAUGUGUUGAUACUAAUUGUAUCUGAGAUGUUUCAAUGAAGAAAAACUCUUGAUGAAUUCAGAAACAAUCAGCAUUUAGAUCCCAGUCCAGGAAAUUCCUUAAUUAGCAGUUACAUGUGUAACUGCGCUUUGGAUUAUUUGCUGUUUAUAACAGAAAAUCGUUGUGGGUAUAUGCUGAUUUUGAAGUAUAUGCUACGGGUUUAUUUUAGGAACUACUGUUUAUCUACCAUGUCUUCUGAAGCUUUUCAUAUUUAGAUAAAAGAUGUACUAAUCUGUAGCAAGAACACAUAUUACAUUGAACCAACAUGCGGUCCAGCAGUUUAAGUUCUACAAGGAGCUACAUGACAGUAUAGAUACUGCCGUGUAGCUGGUGCCGCUGAGCUUCAUCCAGGGAUUCAAAGGACUAGUUUUCCAGGUUUCUGUAGGAUACAGGAGAUACAGAAUGUGGUUUGGCUUCUAAAAUACUGUAUGUUGAUUUUUCUGUUUCAGUAUCUAUCAAAAGUAUCAAUCAGGGAUGUCUUAUUCCUAAUCAUUGCACUUACAAACAUUAAAGAACAUUAUUUAAGCCUCGGGCUUGUAAAUGUGCAACGCAUCCUGCUGUGUUCCUCGGUAUAUAGGACUUUAUUAUGGAUCUGUUUGCGUAUUUGAUUUUAAAUCAACUUUUCACAUCGAGCUGUUUUAUGCCAAAUUGCAUUGAAAUCAAUAAAAAGUUAAACUCUUAGCUUAUGCAAAUCUGUCAUGUUUUUCCAUUUUACUAUGACAUGAAAUGCCACUUCUUUUGCCUUCAUUUAAUAUGAAACAAAGACGAGGAGACAAGAGA
Messenger RNA from Anarrhichthys ocellatus (wolf-eel), 3727 nucleotides. Its product is annotated as TBC1 domain family member 10A-like. NCBI's taxonomy places the organism in Eukaryota, Metazoa, Chordata, Actinopteri, Perciformes, Anarhichadidae. The record is from RefSeq and is a predicted model, not a curated record. Gene Ontology annotation, biological process: regulation of GTPase activity. The transcript has 9 exons. Gene Ontology annotation, molecular function: GTPase activator activity; small GTPase binding. The coding region runs from base 427 to 1818 and encodes 463 amino acids.